Molecule: messenger RNA, 3081 nt
Organism: Xenopus tropicalis (tropical clawed frog)
Lineage: Eukaryota; Metazoa; Chordata; Amphibia; Anura; Pipidae
Gene: dach2
Product: dachshund family transcription factor 2
Exons: 13
Coding region: 126-2090 (654 amino acids)
Cellular component (GO): nucleus
Source: RefSeq, a predicted model, not a curated record
GUGUCAGUGCCAAUUGCCUGCAGCCCUGCCUGUGCCUGCUCCGAGCUCCGGACUAGUGCAAACAGUUGGGAGAGCAGGUUAGACUGAGUGAGUGACAUCCCUGGCCGGGCACCCACAGGAGCAGCAUGGCCGUGUCUGCACCUCCAGUCAUCAACGCAACUUCCACCCCGGCCUCAGGAGGCUUGUACUCCAGCAGCAGCCCGGCAGCGGAGUCCCCUCGACUGGGAAUGCUCAGCAGCUUUGUCCCGUCCGGUUCCAGCCCUCUGGCAGGGAGCAGCAGUGAGUGCCGGAUGGUGGACCUGCAUGGGGCCAAGGUAGCUUCGUUUGUGCUAGAGGGGCAGGAGCUGAUCUGCCUACCCCAGGUGUUCGACCUGUUCCUAAAGCACCUGGUUGGGGGGCUGCACACGGUCUACACCAAGCUCAAGAGACUGGAUAUAACGCCGGUAGUGUGCACGGUGGAACAGGUCCGGGUGCUGCGGGGACUGGGAGCAAUCCAGCCUGGGGUCAAUCGCUGCAAGCUCAUCUCCCGGAGAGACUUCGAGACUUUGUACAACGACUGCACCAAUGCCAGCUCCCGACCAGGAAGACCUCCAAAACGGUCACUAGGAGUUGGAAUCCAAGAAAAUGCCCGUCUACUGCCUCACGGAGUUCCAGGUCUCUUAUCACCAGGACUGCUAUCUCCCACAGGCCUGACAGCUGCUGCUAUGGCAGAGGCCAUGAAACUACAGAAGAUGAAGAUGAUGGCAAUAAACAGCCUUCAUGGAAGUGGCAGCCAGAAUGGGACUGAGUCUGAGAAUGAAGAACUCAACUCAAAUGCAGACACAAGUGCACUACGCUUAUUGAUGCAGGAUGCUGAUGAAACUCUGGACCCACUGCCUGGUCCAGAAGUGGCAGUAGCUCCAAAGAUUAGAUGCUGGACCGAAGGUUUAACUUCCGAGCCUAUAAGUCUAAUAUGGACCAAGAAUUGUUUCAUACUUCCAUCUUCUGGCAUUAUGGGAGGAAAGGGUGGAAGUGAAUCUUCAUGGGACAAAGACAAGUUGCAGUCUCCGAUCACAACUGGAUCUCAGCAUGGCAUAGGACAUGUCACUCUGUCAGGUCAAGCCAGCCUUGGUGCUCAUCCACUAAGUCCUCUCCAGCAAAACCACUUGCUAGCCAACAGAUUAGAUUUACCAUUUAUGAUGAUGCCCCACCCCCUCCUUCCAGUCAGCCUACCUCCUGCAUCUGUUGCCAUGGCAAUGAAUCAGAUGAAUCACCUAAAUACUAUAGCUAACAUGGCUGCAGCUGCCCAGAUGCACAGUCCUCUGUCCAGAGUGGGAGCCUCUGUUAUAAAGGAGAGGAUACAGGAUACUCCAUCCCCUGCUCCAUCCAUAGAAGACACCCAGCGACCUGGGAGCCAUGCAUCCUCACAUCAAAGCAGUAGUGUAUCAAGCUCGCCCUCGCAACUUGACAAUAUACCAGAUCGAGUUGCUCUGCUACCAAACUCCAGAGAAGGUGAGAUCACUGACCAAGAUACUGGAUCCAGUAUGAAAAAGAUGUUAAAAGAGAAAGAUGAAAUCCAGAUUGCUAUUCCAAUUAUGAAACCAACUUUGGAUAAAGUACAACUGGCUGGACAAACAUUACCCCCAGGAUUCCCUUCGCCUUUUCUCUUUGCUGAUGGACUAUCAUCAGUAGAAACUCUUUUAACCAACAUUCAGGGCCUUCUAAAAGUUGCAGUUGAUAAUGCCAGAGUACAAGAGAAGCAAAUACAGCAAGAAAAGAAAGAAUUAAAAAUGGAACUUUGCAGAGAACGAGAACUUCGAGAAAAUCUUGAGAGGCAACUGACUGCAGAAUUACAGAGUCGAGCAACAAUUCAAAAGCGCUUGAAGAAAGAGAAAAAAGCCAAGAGAAAAUUGCAGGAAGCUCUGGAGUUUGAGUCAAAACGAAGAGAACAAGUUGAACAGGCACUUAAACAAGCCACCUCAGGAGAGGGUCUCCGAAUGUUAAAUGAUGCCUGCAUCCCAGAGAUGGAAACAGAACACAAUGGGUCUCAACACGACAGCCCACCAAUGCAAGAAAACCGGACGUACAUAAAGCCACCAAUAAUGUACUGAGGGAAGACCUGUCGGAGAUUGCUAUUUGAAGAUUACACUGUUCAUGAAAAGGGUCCCUCCCAGCCUUUGAUGCCUUUAUUAUAGAAAGAAAAAAAAUAUGAAUAGAGCAUGAAACUUGAAGGACGUUUUCGGAACUGUUGUAGCGGUUGCUGCAUCAACAACUGCCAUGUCAUUUUAGUAAUAAUGAGAGAUUUUUCUGCAAAGUUUCCAUAGAAAAGCCAACCAAAAGGACACUGUUAGUGUGUAGGCCCCAAAUAGAGUUGUUUUGACAUUGUAAGCACAUGUAAAACAAAUCUCCACUUUCUCUCAACUAAAAAUUCAGAUGGGACUCCAACACUUUGUAUUAAAUAACCAUUUUGCCCCCUAAGAUAAAAUAAUAAGAAGAAUUCAGUUAAGUGGGAGGCUAAUGCCUAAUGAAAACAUUACACUACACUCCAAAAAGUCCUUUCCAGCUUUCAUUGUGGCUGAAAUGGAACUUCUUAAUGGCUAAUACCACUCAUCACAGAACAAUAUAAUUGUGUUUAUAAAUCUAGCUUUGUUUAUUGAAGCUGAUACUCAAUAUAUAUUACAUUUUCAAAAGAAAUGUGUGUACAUUUUUUUAAUAAAACAAUGCUGUACAAAUUAUUCUUUCAUUAGAUGACCGAAUAAAGUGCACGGAUGUUGCCCUGGCUGCUGGAACACCUUCUUAUGUCCAGCUCAGCAUUUGGUCUUUUAAGAGAAACGAUCAUACAGUAGAAUGUUAGAUAAUGGGACCUUUUAAGUAUGGAUUCUCUGUUGUACCAUAUUAAGUUAAAGUAUAACUUCUUUGUUAAAAUGUUCUUGCUAAAAUACAGUAUUAAAACAUUUUUGUUUGACUUUGGAAAUCUUUCAUUUUUAAUGCCUAAUUUAAUGUAUUAUAUGAAACUGAACAGUAAAAGCCUGUUAAACAAUUUGACUGUGUCCCACUACAAGAUUGGUUUAAUAAAAACAAACAAAAUACACCAAUGUUAAA